AAAGGGCCCCGAAAUGAGCAGAACAACAUUUUUUGAGGUCGAAAUCCUGGACACAGAAACCAAAGAGCAGCUCUGUUUUUUGGAUAAGGUUGAACCCCAUUCAAGCAUAGGCGACAUUAAGAUUUUUUUUCACAAGUCAUAUCCCAAAUGGUAUCCAGCUAGACAAGCCCUGAGGCUGGACCCCAAGGGAAAUGCUCUGAGAGAUGAAGACAUACUACAGAAUCUGCCUGUUGGGACAUCAGCAACCAUGUAUUUCAGAGACCUUGGUCCACAGCUGAGAUGGACGAUGGUUUUUCUGGCGGAGUACAUGGGUCCCCUCUUGGUUUAUCUCCUCUUUUACAUCCGUGUUCCCUACAUCUAUAGCAAAAAAUAUGCCUUCACUUCAAGCCCUCAUCAUGCGGUCAGCUUAGCUUGUGCUUGUCACACCUUUCAUUAUAUCAAGAGACUGUUUGAAACAAUAUUUGUACACCGCUUUUCUCAUGGCACAAUGCCUCUGAGAACUAUUGUAAGGAACUGUGCAUAUUACUGGGGAUUUGCAGCAUGGUUAGCAUACUACAUCAACCAUCCACUCUACACACCACCGUCUUACGGAGAUACACAAGUCAACUAUGCACUAAUUGUCUUUAUGCUAUGCGAAGCUGGUAAUUUCUCCAUCCAUUGGUCACUGAACAGUUUAAGAUGCGAAGGUCCCAUGUGUCAGAAGUUCCCACAUCCAUCUAAAAAUCCUUUUACGUGGCUCUUUUUCUUUGUAUCCUGUCCGAACUACACAUAUGAGGUAGGCGCUUGGGUGGGCCUGUCCAUCAUGACUCAAUGUGUUCCAGUGGCUCUCUUCACGUUUGUGGGCUUCAUGCAGAUGACCAUCUGGGCCAAAGGAAAACACAAAACCUACACCAGAGAGUUUAAGGACUACCCAAAUCUCCGCAUGCCAAUCCUGCCCUUUAUCCUCUGA
Molecule: messenger RNA, 949 nt
Organism: Xyrauchen texanus (razorback sucker)
Lineage: Eukaryota; Metazoa; Chordata; Actinopteri; Cypriniformes; Catostomidae
Gene: tecrl2a
Product: trans-2,3-enoyl-CoA reductase-like 2a
Exons: 13
Coding region: 14-949 (311 amino acids)
Biological process (GO): very long-chain fatty acid biosynthetic process
Molecular function (GO): oxidoreductase activity, acting on the CH-CH group of donors
Source: RefSeq, a predicted model, not a curated record